Xiphophorus maculatus (southern platyfish) is the source of this 1559-nucleotide messenger RNA. RefSeq names its product nuclear factor 7, brain-like. The record is from RefSeq and is a predicted model, not a curated record. The coding region runs from base 167 to 1534 and encodes 455 amino acids. Gene Ontology annotation, molecular function: protein binding; zinc ion binding. The transcript has 2 exons. Lineage: Eukaryota; Metazoa; Chordata; Actinopteri; Cyprinodontiformes; Poeciliidae.
AAACACCCUGAGGAGGAACUCUGAGUCCUGCCUUCGUCUCCGACUGAAAUCAAACUAACACUGAACAAGGAGAACAGAGAGAGAACUGAGCAACUAGACACUGAAACACAGACUGCUGCAGGAGGAAAAACAAGACAAUCAAAGUCAAACUUCACUCUGAGACAAAAUGGCUUCCAGAUCAGACGAUGAUCUCUGCUGUCCGGUCUGUGUGGAAAUAUUUAAGGAUCCGGUUAUUCUGUCAUGUAGCCACAGCUUCUGUAAGGAGUGUCUGCAGAAAUAUUGGAGAGAGAAACCAGUAAAAGAGUGUCCACUUUGUAAAAGGAGAUCUUCUAAAGAUAUUCCACCUUUAAAUCUGGCUCUGAAGAAUCUCUGUGAGUCUUUCUUACAGCAGAGAGAGCAGAGAGCUUCAGAGGAUCUCUGCUCUCUGCACUCUGAGAAACUCAAACUCUUCUGUCUGGACCAUCAGCAGCCAGUUUGUCUCGUCUGCAGAGAUUCAGAAAAACACACCAAUCACAGAUUCAGACCCAUCGAGGAAGUUGCUCAGCAACACAAGAAGAACCUUCAGGAAACUCUGGAGCCUUUAAAGAAGAAGCUGGAGCUCAGGAAGAAAGUUCAGGAGGAGUUUGAUCAGACAGCAGAACACCUGAAGGUCCAGGCCCGACACACAGAGAGGCAGAUUAUGGAGCAGUUUAAGCAGCUUCAUCAGUUUCUAGCAGAGGAAGAGGAGGCCAGGCUGGCUGCACUGAGGGAGGAAGAGGAGCAGAAGAGGGAGAAGAUGGAGGCUCUGAGCAGAGAGAUAGCAGCUCUGUCAGACACAAUCAGAGCCACAGAGGAGGAGCUGAGAGCUGAAGACGUCUCAUUCCUGCACAACUACAAGGCUGCAGUGGAAAGAGUCCAGCGCUGCCCCCUGCUGGAGGAUCCACAGCUGCCCUCAGGAGCUCUGAUAGACCAGGCCAAACAUCUGGGCAACCUGGCCUUCAACAUCUGGAGCAACAUGGAGAACAUGGUGACCUACACUCCUCUGGUUCUGGACCCAAACACGGCUGGGUCAAGACUCCAUCUGUCUGAAAAUCUGACCAGCAUUAGAGUAGGAGUGGAACAGCAACUUCCUGAUAAUCCAGAGAGAUUUGAUUAUUACUGGUGCUCGUCUGUUCUGAGUUCUGAUGGUUUUAACUCAGGGAACCACAGCUGGGAUGUUGAUGUUGGAGACAGUGAAGCCUGGAGACUUGGUGUGUUAGAAGAGUCUGUUCAGAGGAAGGAAAGCAUAAAGUCUGGAUUGUUGUUUAUAAAUAAUUACUAUGCAUUUUCUCCACCAGCUCCUUCCACUCGUCUCUCAGUCCAGAAGAAUCCCCAGAGGAUCAGAGUGAAUCUGGACUGGGACAGAGGAAAGCUGUCCUUCUCUGAUCUGGAUACUAACACACACAUACACACCUUCACACACACCUUCACUCACAAGAUGUUUCCAUUCUUCGCCACUGAUAAAACAUUAAAGAUCGUACCGAUGAAGAUCUCAGUGAUCAAGCAGCAGCUCUGAUGAUCUCAGCAUGAAGAUCAGAGAG